Messenger RNA from Aspergillus oryzae RIB40, 2580 nucleotides. RefSeq names its product tRNA methyltransferase RSM22. Lineage: Eukaryota; Fungi; Ascomycota; Eurotiomycetes; Eurotiales; Aspergillaceae. Gene Ontology annotation, molecular function: structural constituent of ribosome; methyltransferase activity. Gene Ontology annotation, biological process: translation. Bases 1 to 2580 code for a protein of 859 amino acids. The record is from RefSeq and is a predicted model, not a curated record. The transcript has a single exon. Gene Ontology annotation, cellular component: mitochondrial small ribosomal subunit.
AUGCUAUCAAGAUCCCCAGCAUCAAGGGCGAGCCGGUCUUGCUCCCACGGCCUUCUGCGCACCAUUGCAUCGAAGUCGUCGCAAAUCAGUUCGCAACAGCUCCGCGGCGGAGCUACCAGUUUCAUAGCGCAGCGGUACAGAUGUACAAACGCGCGAUACGAGUUUCCCCUUAAUUCACCGGUCGGAUUUCCUCGAAAGACUGCUACUGGAUACAUAAUCGGCGGUCUGAAAAAUGGACGGCGAUAUGCGUCUACGGUGCCCCCGGCAGAUGGCAAUGUCAAUGCGGAUCGGAAGGACGCCAUCUACGAUGUGAUUGAUAAAAUUGAACAAAAUGAGAUGGAAAUGGCUGAGCUUAUGGAUGAGCUGAGCCUGUUGGACGAUUACUGGGAAGCUCUCAACCUUGAUGGUCCAGAGCUUGAUCAUGCAUUCAGCGAGACGAUCGGCCAUCGGGACCAGGAGACUUUAGAAGCGCGCGUUCAGGAGGCGAGACAGGUGUUCGGGGACACUCUGCCCGAUGGAUUGCUGAAUGACACUGAGUUGCGGUUAUACACUCAGUUGUAUGGCGAGCCGAUCAUUCGCCAGGAGGAGUUAGAGCUUGAAGCAACGGAAGAUGAGAAGGAUGCAGAUGUUCUAUACCGUGAAGAUGGUCAGGGAGGAUGGGAAGCUGUCGAUUUCGAGCAGGCUGAGUCAGAGGAUGAACCACCUGUGGUCUAUGAUAUGGAGGCUGGCCCGGUCGAGGAUGAAUCUAUCGCCAUGCAACGGACAAGGGAAGUGGCGGAACAGCUCGGUGGAGAAAUCAUGCUGGAGCAGUUUGAAGAAGAAGCAAACCCCGACGACACACCUCGACUGCAUCCUUUGACUGUGGAAGGGAAGUUCUCUACCGAUCCCAGUACUGUUUUCUUGCCCAAGGAUACAGUAACUGGACCUAUUUCCAUCAUCUUGUCCGACUACUCCAAUAAGCAUAUUGCGGAUGUUGCCCAUCGUACCUUUGGCGGUACGCGCCUUCCUUAUUCUACUACCACUCCUCCACCGCGCGCACAGAUGCCCCAGCUCCCUAUUCCGCUAGACGCUUCCCAGCGACACAUGACAGAAAUGGAGGCGAAUGCAUACAUUGCGGCUCUGUUCCCUGGAAUGUAUACAUCUAUACUGAGCACCUUGGUCGAGGUCCGAAAGCGCUUGGGCACGGAGUGGCUACGUGGGCUCAUCUCGAAAGAAGAUGGGCCGCAUAUCCUUGAUGCCAGUGCUGGUGGUGCCGGUGUCCUUGCUUGGCGAGAUGUCAUUCGUGCAGAAUGGGAGUCUAUGGUCCCAGACCAUCCCAGGGCAAGUCCUUAUCCUUUAGGUAGAUCGACUGUCGUCACUGGUUCGGAUGCCCUUCGAAUGCGUGCUAGUUUAUUGUUGGAGAACACUUCGUUUCUACCACGCUUGCCUGACUAUGUUCACAUCCGCGAAAAACCUACUCUAGAUGAUGAGAGAGCUCCUCCAAAGCGAAAGCAGUACGAUAUUAUCGUGGCUCCCCAUAGUUUGCUCGGCAUAGAGGAGGAGUUCUUACGCAAAGAGCACGUGGAGAACCUGUGGAAUCUUCUCAACCCUGAUGGCGGUGUUCUAAUCCUUCUCGAGAAGGGACACCAGAAAGGAUUCGAAGCAAUUGCCGGGGCCCGUGAGAUGAUCCUUAAGCGUUUCGUAUCAAGCCCUGGCUCUACAACAUAUACCAACUUCACCGAGUCACCAAUUGAGGAUUCACAUAUUGAGAAGGAACCCGGAAUGAUUGUUGCGCCCUGCACUAACCAUGAGAAAUGCCCCAUGUUCAACACUCCAGGCCAUUCCAAGGGACGCAAAGAUUAUUGUCAUUUCCAGCAGAGAUAUAUCAGACCGUCAUUCCUCCAACGUAUCUUGGGAGCCAAGGAUCGGAACCACGAAGAUGUGAAGUUCAGUUAUAUCGCUGUACAACGUGGCGUCGACUUGCGUGAGACGCAGGGUAUUGUACAAGGCUCGGAAGCUACCGAAGCGGCCUUUGCUGGCUACGAAGAUUUACACGACCCAGCUGUAGAAGAGAUGGAAGCACCAGACGAAGCUACUAGUUCCCAGACCGAGGCAAGCGAACAAGCGAAGCCCGAGAACUUCCACACGUUGUCUCUUCCUCGUAUUGUGUAUCCUCCAAUGAAACGCCGCGGACAUGUCAUCUUCGAUUUUUGUACGCCUGCUGGAAAGAUUGAGCGCUGGACGGUGCCCCGCUCCUAUAGCCGCCGGGCAUACAAAGAUGCUCGCAAGUCAAAUUGGGGAGAUCUGUGGGCUCUUGGUGCGAAGACCCGCAUCCCAAGAAGCUUGAGACUCGGUGAUAAGCACGGCGAAGGCAAGAAAGAACGUUUGGCUAGGCGGGCAGCCCUUAGGGCCGAUUUAGCCGAGGAAGGUGAACUUGAGCAGCAGUCCGAGGGUUCUGACUGGCCUGAGGUGCUUAUACAGCAGAGAAAGAAGGGCCAAACGAUCCCAAGCUGGAAGAAGCAUGCGGACAAGAAGAAGGUGAGGCAGGCUUCGAAGAAGCAUGCCGCUGCGAAAGUAGCGCAGGAUGACUUCUUAGUUUGA